ACCUUCAACCAUGAGCAAGCUGGAAUCAGCAGACACCCUAGAGGGCGAUGAGCUUCUGGACGACUUUGUGGAUGGCGUAGAAGAAGCUGCAGACUUUGUGAUCUCCGAUGUGGGAAGCGAUGCCGAAGAGUCUAUAAAACCGAGCACAAAGAGAAAGGCAGUUGAAGCCGCAGAUAUCGCUGAAAAGCCCAAAAAGAAGGUGAAGACAAAGAAACAAGGACAUGGAGUGGAUGCAUCGGCACUUUUUGCCAAAGAAGGUUUGCCAUUACAUGACUGUUCGGGCUGGCAACUAAAGGGCGACGAUAACAUUUCUUUAUUUAUUCGCGACUUUCUCUUCCCAUCUGAUGCCGCCAAGUUUUUCUCUAAGAGUUCAAACCUUCCCCCAGGAGCUCCCAAAGUGCUAGUCCUGGCGAGUUCAGCGAUAAGGGCGGUAGAGGUCUGCAGGCUUGUUCGGAAGACAGGCGAUUGCAAAGUUGCAAAACUCUUUGCAAAGCAUAUGAAAUUGAAGGAUCAGGUUGAAGUUUUGAAGAAGGACACGUUUCCUAUUGCGGUAGGGACACCCAACCGGAUACAGAAACUGAUUUCCGAUGGUGGAGGUGCACUGCGGCUAGAUGAGCUUGAUUUCGUCAUUGCGGACGGAACACAUAAAGAUCAGAAGGAGCGUACAUUAUUUGACGUUCCAGAGGUUAGAACCGAUUUUUUUCAAUUACUGCAUUCCAUCAAAGAAUCUGCACCACGGGUUCGCUUUUGUAUAUAUUAGAUCAGACCAGAUAUCGUGUAGCAGAUAACGUAUUUAACCAAAUCUAAGCCUGUGAAUCACAUUCUCUAGAUAUUCUGGAGCUUAAUGUAUAAAUAAAAUGAUUUUGAAUGGGGUACACUCAGAA
Spizellomyces punctatus DAOM BR117 is the source of this 884-nucleotide messenger RNA. RefSeq lists its product as uncharacterized. The transcript is spliced from 4 exons. NCBI's taxonomy places the organism in Eukaryota, Fungi, Chytridiomycota, Chytridiomycetes, Spizellomycetales, Spizellomycetaceae. Gene Ontology annotation, cellular component: nucleus; 90S preribosome. The coding region runs from base 11 to 760 and encodes 249 amino acids. The record is from RefSeq and is a predicted model, not a curated record.